Nicotiana tabacum (common tobacco) is the source of this 1518-nucleotide messenger RNA. The record is from RefSeq and is a predicted model, not a curated record. Lineage: Eukaryota; Viridiplantae; Streptophyta; Magnoliopsida; Solanales; Solanaceae.
UCCUACAACAAUAUGGACAACAAGGGCAAGAGAAAACUGGACGAAACAAAUUCAGAAAAAAAGUAAGCGAAUAAACCUCCAAAUAGUUGGUUCGAAUUAAAAAUCAAUACUCAUGGUCUAUAUUACAGGAUUACCAGAAGAUGUAACUGUUGACGAAAUAGUUGAAGUUUUUUCAAAGUGCGGUAUUAUAAAGGAAGAUCCAGUAACACAAAACCCUAGAGUGAAGAUUUAUUUCGACAAAGAAACUGGAAAAAAGAAAGGCGAUGCACUUGUUACAUAUCUUAAAGAUCCUUCAGUUGAUUUAGCCAUUAAAAUUUUAGAUGGUAUGCCUUUACGGCUAGGUGAAAAAAUUCCAAUGAAAGUUGCUCGCGCAGAGUUUAAGCAGAAAGGGGAAAAGUUCGUACCAAAGGAAGUUGACAAGAACAAGAAGAAGAAACUACAUAAAGUUGAACAAAGAAUGCUUAGUUGGGGUGGUCGCGAUGAUAUAGAGAUACCGAUUUCAGCUAUUGUUGUGCUUCGCUAUAUGUUCACACCAGUUGAAUUGCGAGAGGAUGAGAAUUUAUGUUCUGAGAUAAAGGAAGACGUUCGAGAGGAGUGUACAAAGUUUGGUCCCGUGGGAUUAGGUGUGCGAAAAUCACCCACAAGGGGGUGUUUUGGUUAAAUUUAAGGUGUUUUGGUUAAAUUUAAGGAUCGAAGGGAUGCUCAUAGGUGUAUUGAAGCGAUGAACGGACGAUGGUUUGCUGGUAGGCAAAUCCAUGCUAGUGAAGAUGAUGGAACUGUUAAUCAUGCUUUAGUUCGAGAUUUAGAUGAAGAAAAUGAUAGAUUGGAGAAGUUUGGAGCGAAACUUGAAGCUAGUUCAUCCACAGUGACGGAUCCAGAAUUUUGUGCAGACGACAAUAAUAACCACUAGUAAGAGCGGCAAUCAAACUUGUUUUUAUUUGUUUAUAGCAGGGCCUCAAAACAACAUCAUUUUGAACUUGUGUUUUUUUUUCUUUCUAGAAUGACUUGGUAAAAGCUCAACAAAAUUUAUUUAUGUGGAAAUAGUAGCAACACUUAUUUUUGUUUGGCUAUGCAAUCUAUGUGUCUAUGUACUUUUUGAAUAGAAACUCGGCUUCUGAAAAAUUCUGGCUUUCGUACUUUGGUAGGCCUUUGAGAUGUCGCAAAAAGAAGGGGUUAGUAGAUGUGCUACGGGCUCAGCUUGUCGCACUCCAACUAGUUUUGUAAUUGACUGCAAAACCUAUUUACGCAUUAAUUAAAGAAACUAGCAAAAAUCAAUUCCUGAACAAUUUAGGUUUCAACAACAUAGCUGAUUCAAAUACAAUAUAAUAUAAAGAAAUACAACAAUAUGCAUUCUAUGAGAUCUCAAUGAUCCUUUUAUUUCUGAAAUUUCAACUAAUCUAAUAUUGUCUUAGUCAACAAAACCGAAGUAAUAAGACUACAAGAACAUUAAUUCUUUGUAGAUACUCUAUUGCUAAGCUUGUGAAUACAAUAGCUAAAAGUCCAAACUUAAAAAAAAAA